AUGUCUCGCACGGAGACCCCGGACUCCAAGGGCACCGUUGCCACGCUAUUCGCGGGCCCUGGCAGCGCCUCUAACUCCUCCUCUUCAGUCAAUGAGAAUGUUGGGUUUCGUUUCGUUCUGGACCGGACCGUUCAAAUGCUCUCCCACCAUGGGCUUCCAGAUUCUGGCCAUUUGUCCGGUCUGCUAUUUGUGCCAGAUCUGUCACCCCGCGACCCAUGCAAUGAGAUCACGGGCCCAUUCAUUCCAGAAGACGUGACCCGUCAUAAGGAUGUUUCGGAGUUCGGCUAUCCCGUUAUUGGACUGGCACCAUGGGUUUCCCCGGAGUGUACUCAAUCCUUUCUGGCCGCCUCCCGAGAAGCAGGCACCAAUGCACUCGUAUUCUUCCAGCCCUCCAAUAACGAGUCUGGAAUACCGCCGCCACCCAGUUCGGAUCAAUGGAGCCUGCAUGAUGACGAUCAGUGGAUGAUUGAUAACAAUUAUCCUAUAUAUGCCGUGCCAGGCCCAGCUGGGGUGACCCUGAUGAACGAACUCGCAACAUUCUCAGACGGGACCAGCCACAAUAAAACCAAUAACGCUUUCGAUACCUCAUCAAACCCGGCGCGGAAGUCAGAUACACGACUCUUCACAAUGCUUGAUGCGGACAAAGCAGCCGCCUCGUCACCGAGCCUUUGGAGCUUUGUGCUCGCAAUUCUGGGAACAAUAUUCGGCCUAACCCUAAUUCUUGUCGUCCUGUAUCGCAUGAUGCAACGAAGACGACGAGAGGUACUACGCCAACGAAUCGAAUCAGGCGAAGUGGACAUUGAACACCUGGCACUAAAUCAGCUCAAAGUGCCUGGAGAGCUUGUGGAAAAAAUGCCUCUUUAUACAUACCCGAAUGUAUCAACCACAGACUCAAAGAAUGAAGUGGAAGCAGAAGUAGCUGAGGUCGACCCCCGAAGCAAGACUCCCUCACCGAUACCAGAAGAACACGAACCGACCCCUCAAACGCCCACUGGGAUCCGAAAGCCUCAGGCUGCGGUAAUAAACCCGGUGACAGAUGACCAGUCCACUUCAUCUAGCUCUACUCCCAAUCGUUAUCGACUGAGCCACACCCAGACGACCUGUGCAAUUUGUCUCGAUGAUUUCGUUGUUGGAUCGUCCACCGUCCGUGAACUGCCUUGUGGUCACAUAUUCGACCCCGGAUGUAUCGACCCAUUUCUCAUGGAAAACAGCAGCCUGUGCCCACUGUGUAAAAAGAGUGUGUUGCCGCUGGAUUCCCUUGAAAUCUCAGUGACGAACGAUAUGUUGCGACAAACGACAACCGACGACGAAGCCGACAAGAUGGGUGCCCUCAAGUACGUCGAAGAGAUCCAGAAGAAGAAGCAGUCCGAUGUUAUUCGGUUCUUGCUCCGCGUUCGCUGCUGGGAGCUUCGCCAGCUGAACGUCAUCCACCGUGCUUCCCGCCCCUCUCGCCCCGACAAGGCUCGCCGUCUGGGUUACAAGGCCAAGCAGGGUUACGUCGUUUACCGUGUCCGUGUCCGCCGCGGUGGCCGCAAGCGCCCUGCCCCCAAGGGUGCCACCUACGGCAAGCCCACCAACCACGGUAUCAACCAGCUCAAGUACCAGCGUGCCCUCCGCGCCACCGCUGAGGAGCGUGUCGGUCGCCGCUGCGCCAACUUGCGCGUCCUCAACUCCUACUGGAUCAACCAGGACUCGACCUACAAGUACUUCGAGGUCAUCCUCGUCGACCCCCAGCACAAGGCUAUCCGCCGUGAUGCCCGCAUCAACUGGAUCUGCAACCCCGUCCACAAGCACCGCGAGGCUCGUGGUCUCACUGCCACCGGCAAGAAGUCCCGUGGUAUCAACAAGGGUCACCGCUACAACAACACCAAGGCUGGCCGUCGCCACACCUGGAAGCUCCAGAACACCCAGAGCUACUGGCGUUACCGUUAAGUGCGCUAAUGCACUGUGGUAUAGGCUGGAAAAUAUUGGCUGCAUGUGGUUAUCUUUUCAAACAUUUCUCACCCGAGCAGUAUCAUCUGCCAUGGGCCCGAGUUUAAUGCAGACCGGAAGGCUCUGUUUUUAGCCAAAAAGCCAUUUUGUUUUAUGUUGAA
This is a messenger RNA of Penicillium longicatenatum, 2093 nucleotides long. Its product is annotated as 60S ribosomal eL15 domain-containing protein. Gene Ontology annotation, biological process: cytoplasmic translation. Gene Ontology annotation, cellular component: cytosolic large ribosomal subunit; ribosome. The record is from RefSeq and is a predicted model, not a curated record. The transcript has 7 exons. NCBI's taxonomy places the organism in Eukaryota, Fungi, Ascomycota, Eurotiomycetes, Eurotiales, Aspergillaceae. The coding region runs from base 1 to 1932 and encodes 643 amino acids. Gene Ontology annotation, molecular function: structural constituent of ribosome; RNA binding.